GCAUGCGGGUCGUGAUGACGGUCUUGCGAGAAGGGAGAAGAAAAAACAAGCGUUUCUCGCUGAGGCCGGACAUUCAUCGUUCGACGCUGUCCUGGGCUAUAUAUAGAGCGGCGAAGCAUCUCAAACUAUCUCAUCCUCCGACACAUCUCCUCUUUCCUGCUUCGAUCGCCCACACUCUGACCGCAACAGCCACAGCAGAGCAUCAAGACGAUGGCUUCCUCGGUCAAGACGGCACAAUUUGGACAGCUUGUCCACUUCCUGUCCAGGGGCAAGAUUUUCCCAUACCCCGAGGAGCAGCCCGAUUUCGUCCUUCCAGAAAAAUAUGGCGGGCCUUCGACGAGCGCAACGUCCAUCAGUGGCGCGACGAUGAACGAAAAGGAGGAGCUUGCAAAGAAGGUUGAUACUGAGCCGCAGGAGCAAUUGCAAGAGGACGGGCAAAGAAAAGGGCUUCAGGACGCGCACGACAUUGAGCGACAGCCAUCGGCACCGCACUCGAUCCUUCCCGGUGGCGACGCACUGACGCGCGCCAUCAGCAGCAACCGCUCCAUCAGGAUCCCCGAGGCUGAGAACAAGGACAAGGACAUCAUUCUCGUCGACUGGUACAGCGACACCGACCCUGAAAACCCGCAAAACUGGUCAUUCAGCAAAAAGGUCUUGGUGACCCUUUUGAUUUCACAGAUGACCUUUGGUGUCUAUGCUGGCUCGGCAAUCUAUACACCAUCGAUCGAAGGUGUUAUGGAAGAGUUUCAUGUCGGUCUCACAAAAGGUGUCCUCGGUCUCUCGCUCUUCGUCUUCGGCUACGGAAUCGGACCCCUCUUCCUGUCGCCUCUCUCCGAGGUUCCCAUCAUCGGGCGCAACUGGACUUACAUUCCCUCGAUGAUGGUCUUCGUCCUCUUCAACAUUGGCGCUGCCGACGCACCAAAUUACAGCACCCUCAUGGCAUUCAGGUUCCUCACUGGCUUCUUCGGUUCGCCCGCGUUGGCCACCGGCGGCGCCAGCCUGGGCGACAUCUGGUCGCAAAUCAAACUGCCUUUCCCCAUCGCUAUCUGGGCCGUCGGCGCUGUCUGCGGUCCCGUCCUCGGCCCCGUCAUUGGCGGCUUUAGCGCCAUGAACCUCAACUGGCGCUGGCCUCUGUGGCUUCUCGUCAUCGCAUCUGGACUCAGCACUGCACUCAUCUUCCUUUUGCUGCCCGAGACGUACGCGCCCAACAUCCUGCUGCACCGAGCAAGGCGCCUUCGCAAGCUCACAGGCAACGACAAGAUCCGCAGCCAGGGCGAGCUGGACCAGGCGGCGCUUACCGCAACUCAGCUUCUCGAAGAGGCCCUGGCUCGACCAUUCAUCCUCUCGUUUGAGCCAGUCGUCUUCUACACGAGCUUGUAUCUCGGUAUCGCCUACGCCUGCUUCUACCUCUUCUUCGAGUCCUUCCCGAUCGUCUACAUUCAGUUCUACCACUUCAACCUGGGCGAAUCGGGCCUUCCCUAUCUCGGUCUGGCUGUGACGGGUGUCUUGACAUUGAUCUUCUACCUCUGGUACCUCGAGAAGGUCUUCAACCCGCGCUUCCUCGCCAAGGCUUCGAAGGGCAUCAUCGUUCCCGAAGACCGUCUCGCCAUCGCCCUGUUCGCCUCGGUCUUCGUUCCUGUCUCGAUGUUUGGCUUCGGCUGGCUCGCGCGGCCUUCGAUCCACUGGAUCGCACCGACGAUCUUCGCCUCGCUGCUCCUGCCCGGCGUUUUCUUGCUCUUCCAGAGCAUCCUCGUCUACCUCCCGAUGUCCUAUCCAGAACACGCCGCCUCAGUCCUGGCCGCAAACGACAUGAUCCGAUCGCUCAUCGCAGGCGCCUUCCCCCUGUUUGGUCAUGCGCUCUUCACCAACCUCGGAAAUGAGAGCGUGGGCAAAGGCUGCAGUGUCGUCGGUGGCAUCUUUAUUGCCCUCAUUGCGCCGCUCUGGGCCCUCAAGCGAUACGGACACCAUCUCCGCAGGUGGUCCAAGUACGCCCACGUCUACUAGAUUACAGUCCAUCCCCCUCGCUCUACCCUGCCAUCUCCAUAGACGCACCCUCCUACAACAAAUACUCAUCUCCAAGAUUCCCUCGUCAACGCUGUAUACUUCCCCCCUCUUGCUAUUGUUUAAUCCUGAUAGAUCCC
Acaromyces ingoldii is the source of this 2141-nucleotide messenger RNA. Its product is annotated as MFS general substrate transporter. The transcript is spliced from 2 exons. Gene Ontology annotation, molecular function: fluconazole transmembrane transporter activity. Gene Ontology annotation, biological process: xenobiotic detoxification by transmembrane export across the plasma membrane. The coding region runs from base 211 to 2004 and encodes 597 amino acids. The record is from RefSeq and is a predicted model, not a curated record. NCBI's taxonomy places the organism in Eukaryota, Fungi, Basidiomycota, Exobasidiomycetes, Exobasidiales, Cryptobasidiaceae.